This is a messenger RNA of Tigriopus californicus, 2552 nucleotides long. Its product is annotated as guanine nucleotide-binding protein subunit alpha-11-like. Lineage: Eukaryota; Metazoa; Arthropoda; Copepoda; Harpacticoida; Harpacticidae. Gene Ontology annotation, biological process: adenylate cyclase-modulating G protein-coupled receptor signaling pathway. The record is from RefSeq and is a predicted model, not a curated record. The coding region runs from base 1315 to 2388 and encodes 357 amino acids. Gene Ontology annotation, cellular component: heterotrimeric G-protein complex. Gene Ontology annotation, molecular function: guanyl nucleotide binding; G-protein beta/gamma-subunit complex binding; G protein-coupled receptor binding. The transcript is spliced from 2 exons.
AAUAUCCAUCGCCUGCCUGCAAGUAUUAAAUACUGUACAUAUAUAUACCUAUGUGUGUAUAUAAAGUAAACGGCUAUAUUUACUCAUGGCCGGUAAUCAGUUCGUCUGUCGAUUUCGUUAGUCGCUUAAUCGGGAGUCCAGCCUUUAGAAGGCUCAAGUGAGUGCGAGAGUGCCAACCCGGUAGCUGCCGGUGCUACCAGUACUGCUCCUACUACCCCCGAUAAUAGCCACUUGUGGUAGGAAUAUGAAUGGACUAGAGUGAAUGUGCUUAUGAUGCCUCCCAAGUCACUCUCGAAAAGGAAGCAGAUAAGAUAAAAGUCCUUUAUUUCUGAAUAAUCGCUCGGCUGACGUGAUGCGCUCAAAUGAGGUGAGAAUUGUACGUUGUGGCGCUUAAAAACCGUUCCCGUUUUCUGAAGGGGUGGCCCUUCAUUCUCCGUCAAAGAAAUCAAAGAAGAUUCCACACCCGAGCUGAGGAAGGUCACUGGACAAGGUCAAAAUCAAGCCUGGGGGAAGGCAUCCCUGUUCUUCAGGGGACAUUCCUUGAUUCCAUGAUGUCAAUGGAGAAGAAGAGGAGUACGAGUAUGUAAAUAAGUCGUCGACGAGGUUCUGAAGGGAGCAUUGGGAUCCGAUGCGACGAACGGACUACCCAUCUUUGACACCUUCAGCAGGAUUGGCCUGAAACAUGUCUCCGACACACCGGCCAAUCCAAGUGGGGAGACAACAUGUGGAUGUGUGUGCGUGUGUGUGUGUGUGUGUGUAUGGCUGAUCAGUAUGAUCCAUCAGUUUACAGAAUAGACUUUGAAUGCCCUCAUUGAUAGCAAGAGAUAGGAAGGAGCUUGAGUGAUUUCAUCCAUCUUUGAGGGGGUAACGCACAAGUCUUAUUCGACUAACUCGUGACUAAUCAUAACAGAUUGACGAUCGCUUUGCCACUCUUCUUCAUCUCAUCAACGUUCGUUGACAGAGUGAAAGAGUGAAUCCAAAGCACCUAUCAGUUUCUUUCCUACCUAAGUGCUAACCCAUUCACAGGGACAGACUAUCUUACUUCUAACUCACUGGAUCACGUACCCCACAGUACACCAUCGUACCUAGUGUGGGUAGGUAGUCAGUGGGUUUCCCAGACCGACGACCAUCCAUGUUCAAGCUCAAUGCAGACAUGAAAGAGAGGCCCAUGGGUCGCAAUCUGGUUAGCCUCAACGACGCCCCCGUCUGAAAAGUUGACCAAACUGGAACACUCACCUCGAAGUAGUGGAAGUAGUGGAAAUAGUAGUGUAAGCCGUGUCCUCGAUUUUGCGCUUGGAUUGAGUGACUCCGGAAAUGUUGUGUUGUGCCUCGGACGAAUCUCGAGAACAGCGCCGAAUUGAUAAGGCCAUCAAUGAACAGAUUCAAAAGGACAAACGUUAUGCCCGCAAGGAGAUCAAGCUCCUCCUCAUGGGCACGGGAGAGUCCGGCAAGUCCACGUUCAUCAAGCAGAUGCGUAUCAUCCACGGGAAAGGCUUCACCGUGGAGGAUCGCAAGAAAUUCAAGGAGCUCGUCGUCCAGAACAUCUUCAUGGGCAUUCAGAGUCUGGCCAAUGCCAUCAUCCCCUUGGGAUUGGACGGAGGUUGUCACAUGGCCUCUGACCUCAAGGCCAAAAUCAAGCGGCUCAAUGCGAUCGAAUACCGCACGGCAACCGAGCUGACCGACGAGUUUGCUCAGAUCAUCGCCGAGAUGUGGCAAGAGCCGAUCAUCCAGUCGUGCUACAAACGGCGCAAUGAGUUCCAGCUGUCCGACUCGGCGGCGUUCUUUCUGAACAGCCUGAGCCGCAUUACGGACCCCGGGUACAUCCCCACCGAGAUGGACGUCCUUCGCGUGCGUGUGCCCACCUCCGGCAUCCACGAGUAUUGCUUCGAGCUGGAGAACAAGCUCUACUUCCGCAUGGUGGAUGUGGGUGGUCAGCGCUCCGAGCGGCGCAAGUGGCUCCAUUGCUUCGAGAACGUGACCUCGAUCAUUUUCCUGGUGGCCAUUUCCGAGUACGAUCAAAAGCUCAUGGAAUGUGCAGUGGAGAACCGAUUGGCCGAGAGCCGCAAUCUGUUCUUUAGACUUGUGAGUUUCAAAUGGUUCCAGCAGGCAUCCAUUAUUCUGUUUCUGAACAAGACGGACCUCUUGGAGGAGAAGGUCUUGCAUUCUGACAUUGCCGACUAUUUCCCAACUUUCACGGGUCAGCGGAGAAGCGCCGACGAUGCCAAGAACUUCAUUCGCUCCAUGUUCAUGGACGAUGAUGAGAUGUCCACCAAAAACAUAUAUACCUACUUUACUUGUGCCACAGAUACCCAAAAUAUUCGCCUGGUGUUUGCCGCCGUCAAGGACACGAUACUGCAAAAUAACCUUGAGGAGUACAACCUCAUAUAGGAAGGAAAACCUUAUGCUCAACUCAAGUGCCCAUGCAACAACGCGUCAACAAUCAUAUAUCGAUCCUUUCAUUGUUGUUGAUCUAAACAUCCUCACAAUUGAUUCUUGCUGAUGAAUAAAUGUUAGUUUGUGGUUCACGCUACAAUAAAAAAAAACACCCUGCA